AUGCGCCUCUAUCACUACGAUAAGGAUGUCUACGGGUAUCGAACCCCUCGUCCGUUUGCGCUUCCGGAUUACUCGCCCUCGGAGCUUGCCAAUCGUGUCCAGAAUGCAAAUUUGCUGCAGCUCGUUCAGGCUUUCCGAGAAUAUGGUCACCGCAAGGCGCACCUCGAUCCGCUGGGGCUCUUGUCGGAAGAGUCGGUGCCCGAGCUCGAUCCAGCUCGCUACGGCAUCCCCGAAACGGGGACCCGAUUCUGUCUCGACGGCAUCCUCCAUGUCGGGCAGUCGAACGACCCCAAUAUCUCGCGCGAGAGUGCAAGCAUCGAGCGUAUCUUGGCUCACCUGAAGGCCUCGUACAGCAGCCGCAUCGGCUUUGAGUUUUGCCACAUUCCAUGCCCAAGCGAGCAGAGAUGGUUUGCCCAGUACAUUGAAUCGUACCAAAAAAAGCAGUUCUCUGAUCAAGAAAGGCUCCGCAUCUACCAACUCCUCACGAAAUCAGAGGUGUUUGACCGGUUCAUGGCCAAAAAGUUCCCCAACGUCAAGCGCUACGGGCUGGAAGGUGCAGAGAGCAUGAUGAUUGUUCUCGAUACACUCCUGAGCGACGCAUCCAAGGCCGGCAUCGUGGAUGCAAUCAUUUGUAUGCCCCACCGCGGUCGUCUGAAUCUGCUGACCGACAUCCUCCGGUUCCCUCCUGCGGCCCUGUUCCACAAGGUCAAGGGCAACUCUGAGAUCCCUGACAACCUCCCCGCCAUUGGUGAUGUUCUUUCCCAUAUUGGAACCUCGGUCGAUCUGGACUAUCAGGGCGAAGACCCUAUCCACGUUUCCUUGGUCCAUAACCCGUCGCAUCUUGAGACCGCCAAUCCUAUUGCUCUUGGCAAGGCUCGAGCACGCCAAAUGCAUCUCUACGAUUCUGGAACCGAAGGACAGACGUGCUCUAUCGGCGACCGAGUCUUGUGCGUCCAACUUCACGGCGACAGCGCUUUCACGGGCCAGGGUGUCGUCACCGAGACCCUGGGACUAUCGAAUCUACCUCACUUUACUGCUGGCGGCUCGGUGCAUCUGAUUGUCAACAACCAGAUCGGAUACACCACCCCAGCCAUGAACGCCCGCAGUACCAUCUACACGUCCGACAUUGGCAAAAUGAUCAACUGCCCCAUCAUCCAUGUCAAUGCAGACUUCCCCGAGGAAGUUGCCUAUGCCACCUCGAUUGCACUUGACUACAGAAACAAGUUCAAAAAGGACGUGAUCAUUGACUUGAUUGCCUACCGACGCAUGGGCCACAACGAACUUGACGAGCCUGCGUUUACCCAGCCAAUAAUGUACAAGAACAUCCGCGCCAGAAAGAGCGUGCCGAUUCUCUAUGAGGAGCGCCUGAUUGACAAAGGCGUCAUUGGCAGCCGUGCAGAGGUGGAUGAGUUCCGACAGAGAUAUUUUGACGAGCUCGAUGCCGAUUUGAACCAGAGCUAUAACUUCCAGCCAAAGUGGAGCAGUAUGAUCAUGCCCACGGAAGCCGUUGUGCAAAUCGACACUGGUGUCGAUCACGAUACUCUCAAGUACAUUGGUACACGCUCAGUGACUCUGCCUGAUGGCUUUGUCCCCCAUUCAAGACUCAAAAAGUUCCACAUCGACCCGAGAAUCAAGAACAUUGAACAGAGCCAGGGCCUGGACUGGGCCACGGCCGAGGCUCUUGCCUUUGGUAGUCUCCUGAUGGAAGGCAAGCACGUGCGUAUCUCGGGUCAAGACGUUGGCCGAGGAACCUUCUCGCAGCGCCACGUCAUGAUGGUGGACCAAGAGACGGAGCGAACCGCCAUUCCCCUCAACAAGCUCUCCGACAGCCAAGGGCACAUCGAAAUUGCAAACUCGUCGCUCUCCGAGUACGCCGUGCUAGGCUUUGAAUACGGCGUUUCGUGGGAGACCCCCGACCGCCUGUGCAUCUGGGAGGCCCAGUUUGGCGACUUUUUCAACGGCGCCCAGAUCGUGAUUGAUACCUGCCUUGCCAGCGGCGAAACCAAGUGGCUGCGUCAAAGUGGCCUUGUGAUGCUCCUUCCUCACGGGUACGAUGGAGCAGGUCCCGAGCAUUCGAGCUGCCGAAUCGAGCGAUUCCUGCAGCUCUGCGACCACAAGUACAAUGUGUUGGAUGACAGCACGCCUGACAAUCCCAACAUGCAUGUCGUCAAUGUGACCACUCCAGCACAGUAUUUCCACGUCCUCCGCAGACAGAUGGCUCGCAACUUCCGCAAGCCACUGAUCGUGGCCGCCCCCAAGAUUCUACUGCGGCACCCGGCUGCUGUCUCCAAGCUCCAUGAGAUGGAGCCCGGAACGACCUUCCAGCCGGUUCUCGAUGACCCCACGCUCCCGGAUGGCCAGCACGGCGAGGUGAACAAGGUUGUGUUUGUCUCGGGCAAGCUUUACUACGAUCUUGUCAAGGAGCGGGCGAGCCGUGGACUCGAUAAGAACGUCAGUCUGGUCCGUCUCGAGGAGCUCAAUCCUUUCCCAACGGCGCAUUUGAAACGCAUCGUGGACAAGUACCGCAGCACUGCCACUCAGUGGUUGUGGGUCCAAGAGGAGCCCGAGAAUCAGGGCGCGUUUCCGUUUGUUGGACCCCGUCUGGCCCAACUGCUUCCGAACCACAUCCUCAAGUACCAUGGACGCAAGGCAUGCGCCGCCCCUGCCGUGGGUAUUUCCUCUCGCCACAAGAAAGAGCAGGAGGAGGUCGUCAAAGGUGCAUUCUAG
Molecule: messenger RNA, 2727 nt
Organism: Polychytrium aggregatum
Lineage: Eukaryota; Fungi; Chytridiomycota; Chytridiomycetes; Polychytriales
Product: thiamine diphosphate-binding protein
Exons: 16
Coding region: 1-2727 (908 amino acids)
Biological process (GO): tricarboxylic acid cycle
Molecular function (GO): oxoglutarate dehydrogenase (succinyl-transferring) activity; thiamine pyrophosphate binding
Source: RefSeq, a predicted model, not a curated record